AUGGAUUCAAGAGUAGUUCAAAGUAAAGUGGUUGAGAACAAGGAUGAACAAAACCUUGAUUCACAACAAGUGGUGACACAUGAUGCAGAAGAGCACACUGAGCCUGAGAAGAAAUCUGUUAUGAGUAGGGUGAAGGCAAGGGCUAGGAAAAUUAAGAACAGUAUCACGGGGCAUAGUCAACAAACACCUGAUCAAACUAGUGGACAUGACAGUGAAAUUCAGCAUAAUCCUGAAGAGGAUGAAGAUGAUGAUGAUGUUGGUGACUUGGAUGAGAGUAAAGAAAAUGUUCAAGAGCCACUAGGCCAUCAAGCACCAAAUUAUGGUGGUAGAGAGGGUAAAAAUGCUACAGCCACAACUGAAUCUGGGAAAGUUGAAAAUUUAAGAAAUUUGGUAUUUGAUUUGGAAGGUUCAAAAGAUGUAGGAGAAGAACCUUAUCAUGAUCCAUUAACUGAAGGUGUUUCUUCAACCACUGAAACCAAUCAAAACAUAGCCACUGACAAGGCCAAACCAUUUGCUCUUGAAGAGAAGCCAGACCAAUUCAAGGCCGAUUUCGAGGGGCCGAUAGUUUCGAAGGAAGAUUCUCAAGAACAAGGGAGUAGAACUGAUGCAUAUGAUAUUCCCAAGUAUCAAACCAGAGACACUGAUCCAAAUGUUGAAGUUUAUGACAGUGAAGAUGUUAAAAGUGCUACACCUAAAUUUGAAUCUGAGCCAGUUGAGAAUUUAGGAAAAUCAGGAAUUGAUUUUGAAGGUGAAAAAGUUAAGGGAGAAGAACCUCGUGGCGAUUCACUAUUUGAAGGUGAUUCUGCAACCACCACUGAAACCAAUCAAAACAUAGCCAAACCAUUUGCUGUGGAAGAUAAUAAGCCAGAGCAAUUCAAGGCCAAUUUGGAGAGGCCUGGAUUUUCUGAAGAUUUUGAAGAACAAGGAAGAGGAAUUGAGGCAUAUACUCUUCCCAAGCAUCAAACCAAUGACACUUAUCCAAGUGAAGAUGUUAAAAGUGCUACAUCUCCACCUGAAUACAAGCAAGUUGAAAAUUUUGGAAGUUCGGGAAUUGGUUUUGAAGGUGAAAAAGUUAAGGGAGAAGAACCUCGUGGCGAUUCACUAUUUGAAGGUGAUUCUGCAACCACCACUGAAACCAAUCAAAACAUAGCCAAACCAUUUGUUGUGGAAGAUAAUAAGCCAGAGCAAUUCAAGGCCAAUUUGGAGAGGCCUAGAUUUUCUGAAGAUUUUGAAGAACAAGGAAGAGGAAUUGAGGCAUAUACUCUUCCCAAGCAUCAAACCAGUGACACUUAUCCAAGUGAAGAUGUUAAAAGUGCUACAUCUCCACCUGAAUACAAGCAAGUUGAAGAUUUCGGAAAUUCAGAAGUUGGUUUUGAAGAUGCAAAAGUUAAGGGAGAAGAACCUCGUCGUGAUACACUAUUUGAAGGUGUUUCUGAAACAACCACUGAAACCAAUCAAAACAUAGCCAAACCAUUUUCCGUGGAAGAUAAGUCAGAUCAAUUCAAGGCCAAUUCGGAGAGCCAUGGAUUUUCGGAAGACUUUGAAAAACAAGGAAGUAGAAUUGAGGCAAAUACUCUUCCCAAGUAUCAAACCAGUGACACAUAUCCAAGUGAAGAAGGUGAAUUAAGAGACGUUAAACCACUUGAGGAAUCUCUUGGGAAAUUGAAUGUUCAUGAUGAUGAGUCAAAACCUGUUGCUGACACUGAAUACCCUCCUUCUGCUGGAAGCCAUGAUCAGUUUGUGCCACACUUCUCUGAUGCAACAAAAACUAAGAAUGAAUAUCCUCACCAUGACUUUUCGGAGGAAGAUUCUCAAGAUCAAGAAAGUAGAACUGAGGCAUAUACUAUUCCCGGUUAUCAAACAAGAGACACUGAUCCAAGUGGUGUUGGAAGUGAUGAGGUAAAAGACUUUACACCACUUGAGGAAUCUCUAGAGAGAUUGAAUGUGCAUGAUGAUGAUGAGCCAAAACCUAUCAGAGAACUAAAAAUUGAGCCAUCUGUUGCUGACACUGAAUAUCCUGCUUCUGCUGGAAGCCACGAUAUUCGUCAGCCUGCGCCGCACUUCUUUGAUGCAUCAAAAAGUCAUAAUGAGUUUUCUCAAGAAACAGUAUCCAAAGGUUAUGCAGAAUCAGUGGAGACACAACCAAAGCACAACAAAAGUUACGCAGAUGAAAAUGAAUUCGCUUCUGCAACAACAGCUGAUAAAACUCUCACUCGUGAAGACGAUGAAGCUUUUAAGCCCAGUAACGAUGGAACUAGCACUGGUAGUAAUACAAAUGAUGGAACUGAAACGGACAAAGGGGCUGCUGUGAGGGACUAUUUCAAUGAGAAGUCAAGGCCUGGUGAAGAAGAUAAGGCACUUGCUGAGGUGAUUACAGAAGCUUUACAUAAAGGGAAAGACGAGCCGUUGAAAAGUGAGGAUGGAAAAUUUGACAGUGAGGUUGAGAAGCCAGAGAAAGUGUUUGUUGAAGAAAGCAAUGUGGCUAGUCCAGGAAAAGGUGUGGUUGACAGGGUUACGGGUUAUGUUGGAUCUUGGUUUGCCAAAUCUGAAGAGAAUCCAUCACCACAGGGUGCGGGAAUUGGUACCGAAGACUUAUCGAAGAAUAAAGAUUCUGUUGCAGAAGGGAAACAUGAUGGCAAAGUUGUGGGUGAAGGAAGGAUUCAGGAGUAA
Messenger RNA from Vicia faba (fava bean), 2670 nucleotides. NCBI's taxonomy places the organism in Eukaryota, Viridiplantae, Streptophyta, Magnoliopsida, Fabales, Fabaceae. The record is from the annotation of a GenBank genome assembly.